GGAAGCGAAGAUCUCAGAAACGAUUCGUACAGCGUCGCAGUCGGAUCAUAACGUCUCGUCUUUCUCAUAAAUAUAAAAAAUACGAACAUUACAUGUGUACAUAAGAAGUUUCAUUUAUUGCAAUGAUGCCACGUAUUGUGGGCCUGCUGUUUAUAUACAGCUCCUUGAAUUUUUGUUGUUAUGGCAAUCUUGUUUUCCUUGACAAAAUUCUAAGAUGCGAGAAACCUGAUUGGUUUCGAUGUGAUAAUGACCAAUGCGUAUUAUUCACAUUUGAAUGUGAUGGAGAGGAAGAUUGUACCGAUGGAUCGGAUGAAGAUCACUGCGAAAACUUUAAUCUUACAUAUCCUCAUGACAUAAUAUGCGCCACAAAUGAAUUUAAAUGCCAAAGUAAACAUUGUAUACCAAAAGAAAAGUUCUGCGAUGCAGUGAAGGAUUGCAGUGAUGGAAGCGACGAGUAUUACGAUUGCGUGAAUGAGUUAAAGUGCGACGACAAAUUUCGGUGCAAGGAUAAACAUUGUAUAAGAAAAGAUUGGGUUUGUGACGGUAGAUACGAUUGUCCCGAUGGCAGCGAUGAAUCGAAUUGCGACAAUAAAACACUAUCUGCAAGUGAUUGUAAAAGUGCACAUAAUCGAUACUUAUGCAAAAAUCAACGAUGCAUAUUUUUUAAUGCAGUGUGCAACGGAAAAGAUGAUUGUGGCGAUGGAUCAGAUGAAGGUGCCGGUUGUAAAUCAUCUAGUUGCGCAUCGGCAAAAUGCAGUGACGAUUGCAAAAUAACACCUAGUGGCCCUGUAUGUAUCUGCAAGCCGGGUUACGAGAUUCAAGAUCGCUCGUGCACAGAUAUUGACGAGUGUCAGAUUUAUGGCAAAUGCGAUCAAGGAUGCGUGAAUACGGCAGGAUCGUACAGAUGUACCUGUGAAGCAGGUUACAUACUGCAAGAUGAUAGGAAAACAUGCAAAGCGGAUGGUGGCGAGGCUACGUUGCUAUUCUCUACAAAAACGGAGAUUCGCGCAAUAUAUCUCGAUUCUAGAAUAUAUUUUACAGCUGCGAAAAACUUGAGUCAUACUGAAAAUAUCGCUAUAAACGGGGAUUAUUUCUAUUGUUCAAACGUUAUUGAAGACAGUAUCCACACGAUUGUAAAAGGUGUUAUCGAUGGAAAACACGAAGCCAUUGUUACGGAAGGUUUGUAUUCGCUAUCGGGGAUAGCCGUAGAUUGGAUUACGGGUAAUGUAUAUUUCACCGACGAAGGUAACAAGUAUAUCGGGGUUUGCGAUAGUAACGGUACAUAUUGUACCAUAUUGAUUAAUAAUCAACAUAAACCAAAUGGAAUCGCUCUGUUACCGACUAAAGGAAUAAUGUUUUGGUGCGAUGUGGGUUUCAUCUCGCAUAUUGCAAUGGCUGGGAUGGAUGGCAAAAACAGUAGCUUAUUUAUCACUCAAAACUUAGAAUGGCCUACCAGUAUAACUAUUGACUAUCCGAAUAAUCGAUUAUAUUGGUUAGAUAAAAAGAAAAAUAUAAUCGAAUCAGUACGCUUAGACGGCACCGACCGAAGAAUCGUAUUGCACGAUAUAAUCAGAUAUCCAGUUUCCUUGGCGGUUUUUGAAAAUAAACUAUACUGGAGCGACUGGCAGGAAAAUACGAUACAAUCCUGUGAUAAGUUUACCGGAAAGAAUUGGCAGAUCGUAAUUCGAACUGACGAUACACCUUAUGGCGUACACGUAGAACAUAUGGGGAAAAAACCCAAGAUUUCAAACCCAUGUCACUCUAAUCCAUGUUCUCAAUUAUGUAUGUUAAAUCGGGAUAAAGGCUAUACAUGCGGCUGCACCAUAGAUAAAGAAUUGAAAGCUGACCAUCAUACGUGUCGAGAGGUAAAGAAGAAGCAGCACUUUAUUAUCAUCACGGAAAAUAUAUUUAUAGAUUAUUUUCACGAUUUUUUGGGAAAGUCAAAAGUGACUACGAGCACUACUGCAAGAAUUAUAACUGCAGCAACUUAUGAUUCGCUUACUGACACUAUACUUGCAAGUGAUAAGCGUUCGAAUCAUAUCAUUCGUUACGAUCCGAAAAGCGGCGUUAGCGAGAAUCUUAUACCAUUCGAGAAUAAAAUAUUGGGAGGAAUGGCGUUUGAUUAUAUCGGUAAUAACUUGUAUUUAUCGAAUAAAGAAGACAGAACUAUCGAAGUAUAUAGCUUAACAACCAAGACGAAGACGGUCUUUUAUGUUGAGGAUCGACCUGGCGAUAUUGCUUUAGCGCCUGAAGAAGGUACAAUGUUCAUCGUAUUCGAUGAAGUAGAACUCUUUCUUGGAAUACCGUCAUAUCAUAACUUUCGCUUAGAGGAAAUGAAAAUGAAUGGAAUCGGCUCGAGAAAACUAAUAAACUCGCACUUGGGAGAUGCAACGAUAUCGUUGCAUUAUGACAGGGAUAAAAAGACAUUUUUCUCGAUUGAUCAAAGUUUUGGUUAUAUCACAUCGUACCAGGAUGAAAAUCAAUAUCUUCUUCGUACCGGAUUAUCAGAGCCUAUGAGUUUUGCAAUCGCUGGAGACAAUAUAUUCUGGACGCAACGCAAUUCUAAUUUAUUAUAUUGGACAAGUUAUAAAAAUAAUGGUCGCUAUCAUCACCAGGUUAUGCUCCGUAUGCCCUUACGUGUAGAAACUCCACUUGUGAUAGGUUUGCACGAUAUUGUUACCCAUGAGAAGCACGGUUGUGAGAAAAAUAAUGGAAAUUGCUCACACGUGUGUUUGCCUUCCUCCGGUAUUUCAUUUAUUUGUGCUUGUCCUCCUGGAAUGAUGCUAAGCGCGAACAAUCGUACAUGCACUUUGCAGUCUGCGUGUCUUGCUGAUGAGGUCAAAUGCAGCGAACAUGAUAUCUGCAUAAAGCGGCAGCAGUGGUGCGACGGUACCAUAGACUGUCCAAACAGUGAAGAUGAAGCGAGCGACUGCGGCGAAACUGGUAUUUGCGAAAAAGGUCAAUUCAUGUGUAAAGAUGGCACGUGCAUCAGUUCAAAAGAUCGUUGCAAUUCGAACUACGAAUGCGCUGAUAAAUCGGACGAGGAGAAUUGCGCUACGCCGCAAUGCCGCAAUGAUGAAUUUCAAUGUCGUGACGGAGCUUGCAUAUCAAAUUCCUUAGAGUGCGAUGGGCACAACGAUUGUCUCGAUUUCUCCGAUGAGAUUAAUAAUCAUUGCAAAGAGCGUACGUGUCCUCCGAGUAAAUUUAUGUGUAAAGAUGCGAGAAAUUGCAUACCAAAGGAAUGGGAAUGCGACAGAGAGCGAGAUUGCUCGGAUGGAUCAGAUGAACAUGAGGAAUGCGUAAACAUCUGUGACGACGGAAAAUUAAAAUGUAAUAAUGGUCGUUGCAUAUCAUCUUCAUUGAAAUGCAAUGGUAUCAAUGAUUGCGGUGAUGAGACUGACGAGAAACAUUGUUUGAACAAAAAAUCUCCUAAUUGUACCGAGGAUAAAUAUUUAUGCUUCAACACUGAUAUAUGUCUCCCAAAGACAGUAAGAUGCAACGGUGUUCAAGACUGCCCGAAGAACGAUGACGAGCAUCAUUGUACGUACUGUUCCGAGGAUGAAUUUAGCUGCGACAAUAAGAGAUGCAUUCCGCAGAACUGGGUAUGUGAUAAAACCGACGAUUGCGGCGACAAAUCAGACGAGAAGGAUUGUAGUGGUAAUAAGUGGAGAAACGUUAAUGUCAACACAUCGAACAUAUGUGAAGAAUUUAAGUGCGACAUGGGCACUUGUCUGUCGUUCAGCAAAGUAUGCGACGGUAUUCGAGAUUGUCCAGAUAACAGUGAUGAAAAUGGAAAAUGCACAAGCGCUUGUGCGUACAACAAUGUCUGCAAGGAUCUGUGUUAUAAGACACCACGUGGGGGAGUCUGCGGUUGUCAAAAAGGAUAUCGUUUGGCUGCUGACAUGAUGUCAUGUGAUGAUAUGAAUGAGUGCGAUCUUGAUGUUUGCUCGCAGAUUUGUCGAAACAUUCUGGGCUCCUUUCAGUGUUCAUGCUACAAUGGAUAUGUUAUUCGCAGCGAUAGGGUUUCUUGCAAAGCCAUUGGACCGCCAAUGGAAUUAAUUACCGUUACCGAUAAUGACAUCAGGAAAAUAUCGUCGAAUUUAUUCUCAAUUGAAGCAAUCCGUUCAUUAACGGGUUUAAACGUAAUUGGUUUUGACGUAAACGCACUUGAUGAUGCUAUUUAUUGGAGUAGUGAAGAAUUGAGCACUAUUAACAAGAUUAACAUCAAAACAAACGAAAUAAGCAUAUUUACGAAUGUUGGAAAUCCGGGAGUGCUUGCAAUCGAUUGGAUCACUAAUAACAUCUAUUUUAAUGAUAACGAUCGUCCAAACAUGAUUAAGGUAUGCAGCGUGAAGCAACAAAAAUGUGCAAUUGUGGUUAAAAUUGAAGGUGUGGCAAAAGUAGCAUCCCUCAUAAUCGACCCAAAAAAUAGAUGGUUAUUCUGGAGUCAAACUACGUGGCAAGUGCAUGAUAAACCGUUCAGUGAAAUAUGUCAAGCCGAUAUGAUGGGUAACAAUAUGAAGAUAAUUGGUUUUCGGGAUAUAGGCGUCGUGAGUGGAAUGGCGAUCGAUCAUAUGAAAGCCAGAUUAUAUUGGUCGGAUAGUUUCCGCAAAACUAUCGAAUCAUCUAAUUUGGAUGGAACUCAACGCAGCACAUUUUUAAAAACAGAUAUGCACCAACCGUUAGGCGUCAACAUUUUUGAAAAUUCGCUUUAUUGGUUAAUGGGUUCAAAUGGUCCAAUGCAAAAAUGUAAGCUGUACGCUGACAAAUCGUGCGAAAUAAUAGAUAUAAGUCCGAACAAUAUUCACAAGCACUUUGCUAUUCUACAUGUUUCCAGACAUCCUCUCGUUGAGAAUCUUUGUGAAAAACUGAACUGCGACUAUAUGUGCGUUUUAAAAGCUAACGAUGCGGCAUGCAUUUGUCAAGACGGUAAAUCGAUAGCAUCUAAUAGCACUUGCACGAAAGUACUUACGAAUAAUGAAAUAAAAGUCGCUACAAGUCGCACCAACAUCUCAAAAAUGCGAUAUCAGGGUGGAAUUUAUACCAUAACAAUAAUUACAUUACUGAUUAUUUUUUCGUCAUUGUGCAUUUAUUACUACUAUCAAAAAAGCAAAUUAAAGUUGAAAACAUUGAAUGAUCUCAACAGCAUUCGCUUUCAUAAUCCAUCAUAUGAUCGAAGAGAUGAGGUUGCGGUAACACUUAGUUCUAUAGCUCCAAAUAUAUCUCCCGGACAGCAUGAAUAUAUUAAUCCUAUCGAUGAUAAGUUAUUAAAGAGUGCGAUGGAAAGUAGUAUGAAGAGGUCAGAACGAAAUUUGUGCGAAUCGGAAAAAGAAGAUGAAGAGAAACAAAAUACAUGUUUAAUUUCUUUCACACGAUCAAAAUAAUUUAAUCCAAAUCAAAUAAUAUUUAAAAGUCAAAAUUAAAGUUAAAGAAUGUUGUUCAUACGAUAAUAGAAGAUUUCUUAAUGAUUGAUAUUAUAAAUAUCAAGACACUAUGUCAAUAAACAUGUCUAAUAUUAUAUAUAUAGCGAUAUAUGUAUAUAUUAGUAAUAUGUCUGCUAUGUAUCUCAAGCGUACUUAAUCAUUAUAUAGUAUCAAAUAUGAUUUGAUAUGGAUAUAACUUUAAAUUCGUAUGGCUUUUAGCCUAAAUACUGCCAUUCUGCAUUUAGUAAAUGCUCGGAAAAAAUAUUAUAUAAAGUAUUGUGAAAAUACAUUUAUAUUUAUAAACGUUAAUUUUUACAUAUUUCAUUUUAAGUAUGCAUUAAAUUUAAACUUGAUCAUGCAAUUAUACAAUUAAAUCAUAAUUUUUAGAUAGAGCUAAAUGCUGUCAGAAAAUUUGUACAUACAUUUAUUUAUAUCAAUAUGUAAAUUUUAUACAUUCAUAUAUACCCAUAUAUUAUUUGCU
This is a messenger RNA of Formica exsecta, 5904 nucleotides long. RefSeq names its product vitellogenin receptor (gene yl). The record is from RefSeq and is a predicted model, not a curated record. The transcript has 32 exons. Lineage: Eukaryota; Metazoa; Arthropoda; Insecta; Hymenoptera; Formicidae. Bases 123 to 5384 code for a protein of 1753 amino acids. Gene Ontology annotation, molecular function: protein binding; calcium ion binding.